UUCCCACUGUUUUGGAUUCUGGGAGGCAGCUUCAUCACUACUGAACUUGUACACAUGAACUCUACAAUAAGCACACUUCUAUACAAUGCCACUUCUAUUACAUCAUGUGGUCAACUGCUGCAACACAGCUUGAUUGAAUCUUCUCCACACCAACGCAGCUUGCUUGGAUCUAAAGAAGGAAUAUCACUCCAUGAUUUCAAAGUGCCUAUAAAUAUUUCUCCCACUCCCCCC
This is a messenger RNA of Geodia barretti, 231 nucleotides long. NCBI's taxonomy places the organism in Eukaryota, Metazoa, Porifera, Demospongiae, Tetractinellida, Geodiidae. The record is from the annotation of a GenBank genome assembly.